CAUUGCUCAGGUCCAGCAGCCGCCAUUCCAGACACCCACACUUCCGGUUCCGUUUACCGCCACUUCCGGUGAUAAGCGGAGUUGACUUUUACCCUUUAACCCUCCCAAUCGGUUAGUCGGAGUCUGGAUGGAGCCGCCGUUGCAGUUGACUUUGAAAGCGCCGCCGGGGCUCGGCUCCGUGUUGUCGGUGUUGGACAUGCACACGGGCGGCGAGCCGCUGCGGAUCAUCACCGGCGGCUUCCCUCCAGUCCUGGGGGGCGACAUCUUGAGCAAGCGGCGCUACGUGCGGGAGCGGCUAGACGGCCUGCGGCGGAGGCUGCUCUUCGAGCCCCGCGGCCACUCGGACAUGUACGGGGCGCUGCUGGUGGCCUCGGAACGGCCGGACGCUCACCUCGGUGUCCUCUUCAUGCACAACCAGGGCUACAGCACCAUGUGCGGCCACGCCGUCCUGGCGCUCGGCCGCUUCGCCCUGGACUACGGGCUGAUCGCCCAGCCCAGCUCUCCCGAAAGCCAAGUCAACAUUCACUGCCCCUGCGGCCUGGUUCGGGCUUUCGUGCAGUACGACAAGGGCAAGAGCGGCCGGGUCCGCUUCCACAGUGUCCCCGCCUUCGUCUUCGCGACAGAUGUUACUGUUGAUGUACCAGCACGUGGGAAGAUUGUGGUGGAUAUUGCAUAUGGAGGUGCUUUUUAUGCGUUUGUGAGUGCAGAUCAUUUUGGUUUGGAUGUUUGUUCCUCCAGGACCCAGGAUCUUGUAGAUCUAGCGGUAACUGUAACUAAUGCUGUGAAAGCACAGGUUAAACUCCACCACCCUGACAGUGAAGAACUUGCCUUCCUCUAUGGCACUAUAUUAACUGAUGGAAAAGAUGUAUUUUCUGAAGAGCCAACUGCAAAUAUCUGUGUUUUUGCAGAUGCUCAGGUUGACAGAAGUCCCUGUGGCUCCGGUGUAACAGCUCGAAUUGCAUUGCAGUUCCAUAAAGGAUUGAUUCUGCUGAAUCAGACCAGGACAUUUCAGAGUGGUCCAACAAGCUCGCUCUUCACAGCAAAAGCUGUAGAGGAUCUUGAAUACCUCUAUCAAGUCUCCUCGCAGCCUUCUUUUCUCCAAGGAAAACAGUCCCAAUCUCUCCAGUCUAUCCUCAUAGCUACAGUUCUUCAUCCCUGGAAUCAUACUCAAAUCUUUUGUUUUAAGGAAACAAAAUGUGGCGAUUUCAAAGCCGUUAUAGUGGAAGUUUCAGGACAAGCACAUUACACAGGAACAGCAAGUUUUUAUGUGGAAGAUGAUGAUGAUCUGAAAGACGGGUUUCUUCUCCGAUGAAGCAGUAAAAAAAAUCCAGUCAUUUGUCUUAAAAAAUCAAACAGGUAUUUUAAUAAUGUUAAUGUCCUAAAUUUACAUUCUUCUUAAGUGCAAUUCAGCAUUGUUUAUAUGAAUUUUAAUAUCUCAAAGGCAUUAUGAAUUAUGCUUGUAUAAAUUUAUACCAUGUGUUUAGUUAAAUCAUGAGUUAAAGUAUUUACAAUGUACAACGAAUUUGGAACCAAAUAUUUUGAUUUUUUUUAAAUCAGUGUUUUACACAGAAAUGUUUCAUACUGAGUAAAACUAAAUUGAUAUUUCAAUCUGUACCAUGUGCUUUUCCAUUAGUUAUUAGUGUAUUACGCAGUGAAAUUCUGUUCAAAACUAAUUGUAAGGAUACAGUGCAAGCAGACAGUGGUGUUUGUCUGCAGAAUAUUUCUAUUGCCAUUGAAUCACAAUACACUUGCUCCUAUUGAAGGUAUUAAUCUGAGCCUUAGAAUAUGUAUUGAAAGCAUGGAACUUUUAAAAUCAUUGUCUUCAAAUAUCAGCACAAAUAUUUCAGAAGUGAUAUUUCUAUACAUAAAAAGGGUUUUCAAUUAAAUUUUGCUGCCAGUAAUUACAAGAGCUACAACCUGAAAUUUAUAUUAAAUGCAUAUGAAUUUUUUAACAUUGUUAACUUUUUGUACAUUAUUUUGUAUAUCAUGUUUAAUAAAAAAAACAGCUGGAGAUCAUAAAGCACA
Carcharodon carcharias (great white shark) is the source of this 2025-nucleotide messenger RNA. RefSeq names its product trans-L-3-hydroxyproline dehydratase. Gene Ontology annotation, molecular function: hydro-lyase activity. The coding region runs from base 128 to 1312 and encodes 394 amino acids. NCBI's taxonomy places the organism in Eukaryota, Metazoa, Chordata, Chondrichthyes, Lamniformes, Lamnidae. The transcript has 6 exons. The record is from RefSeq and is a predicted model, not a curated record.